CGCAGGCACACAAAUGCUAGUAACGCCGGCAGGUCUGACUACUGGAGCUCUGUGUCAGCGCUGAAGACAAGCGAAGGAAACGCUCUCAUCGGAGACAGAGUGAAGCUUUGCCCAGUGAGGUCCGAGUAUACGACACCCAGAGGGAGCAGGCUUCAGUAGACUGAUGGACACACUGCACUAAUACACUCUCUGUCUGGAUCGCUGUCUGGCCGAUUGACACACUUGCUGAACACACACACUCACACUCACACUCACACACACUAACACACUCACACUACCACUCACACUCACACACACUACCACUGACUACCUGCAAGUGGGUGGGAUAAAUGGCUGACAAACAGAUCAGCUUGCCUGCCAAGCUGAUAAACGGGGGCAUCGCUGGCAUUGUGGGGGUGACGUGUGUGUUCCCCAUCGACCUCGCCAAGACCCGCCUGCAGAACCAGCAGAAUGGAUCUCGCCUUUACACCAGCAUGUCAGACUGCCUUAUCAAGACCAUCCGGUCAGAAGGGUACUUUGGGAUGUACAGAGGUGCUGCAGUGAAUCUGACCCUGGUCACCCCGGAGAAAGCCAUCAAACUCGCAGCUAAUGACUUCUUCAGGCAAUACCUGUCCAAAGACGGGAAGCUGACUCUAGUCAAGGAGAUGUUGGCAGGCUGUGGGGCAGGUACAUGUCAGGUCAUCGUCACGACGCCCAUGGAGAUGCUGAAGAUACAGCUGCAGGACGCUGGCAGGAUUGCCGCCCAAAGGAAGCUGAUGCCAGAGACGGUGGCCCCAGGGGGCCCUGUGGAGGUGAAGAGCCCGACCGCUAUGCAGAUCACACGAGAACUACUGCGCUCCAAAGGCAUCGCCGGCCUCUACAAGGGCCUCGGAGCCACACUGCUCAGGGACGUGCCGUUCUCCAUGGUCUACUUCCCCCUGUUUGCCAACCUGAAUAACCUGGGCAAGGGCGGGGUGGAGGGCCCUGCCCCCUUCUACGUCUCCUUCGUGUCGGGCUGCAUCGCCGGCAGCACCGCGGCCGUGGCCGUCAACCCUGUCGACGUGGUAAAGACCAGGUUACAGUCUCUGAAUCGGGGUAGUACGGAGGACACCUACUCCGGAGUGAGCGACUGUGUCAGUAAGAUCCUGCGUAACGAGGGUCCCGGCGCCUUCCUGAAGGGGGCGUACUGCCGCGCUCUGGUCAUCGCGCCGCUCUUCGGGAUCGCACAGGUCGUCUACUUCCUGGGCGUCGGAGAAGCCAUCCUCAGCUACCUGCCAAAGCGGGAAAAAUAGCCAAGCAGCUCCCUGCUCCCGACCGAUACGCCGCCCCACCCCCCCACCCCUCCACCUCCAAUCAUCACUACCCAUCAUGCACUGCACCAGACCUCAGCUCCACCUCAUCUCAUGACAGAAGCUUCUGAUUGGUGCAGGGUCAAGAUGUGAAGAGGACCAUCCACUUUUGGAGUUUUUUUUUAUGUGCUGAUUUGCUUUUAACUUGAUUUUGUUUGUUUGUUUUUUUGUCUUGUUUUGUUUGUUUGUUUGUUUGUUUGUUUGUUUUUUAUUUGGAGAUGGACAGUGUUGUCUUAGCCAUGCUGCCUGUGGAGGCCAUGUUGUCUGUGGCUUCCUGUUAGAACUCAAGGCCACAAAUUGCUCUGAUUGGCUGGAGUGGUCCAGAUCUGCUCACCUAUUGGCUGGAGAUCCUUUAUCCUUAUUUGGCUGUAGACAAAGAAAGCUCUCUCCCUCUCUCUCUCUCUCUCUUUCUCUCUCUCUCUCUCUCUCUCUCUCCCUCUCUCUACAAGCAUAAUAAUGGAUGAGAGUGAGUCUGCUAAAGUGUCAGGCAAAGCAAAACAGCAUCUCUUCCACUGAAAGCACCAGUCAGAGCCUCUCAAACGCACACACACACACACACACACACACACUCACACACACUCACACACACACACACACACACACACACACACACACACACACACACACACACACUCACACACUCACACACUCACACACACAUACCUGAGGGUGUUUGAAGCCUUCAGUGUGUCUGUGAGAAUUUGACAGCUCAUGGUGUUUCCAUCUCGCCAGUCUAUUUUGAUCCUCUGGGGCAUCCGUACCAGUCUCCAGCAUUUCACCCAGGCCUAGCCCUUCAGUGAUUGGCUCUUUUAAAUCUCCCCCGUCACCCCUGUAGUCACUUCAACAUGAACUGGCCUGUGGCUGCACUGAAGCCGUCGAUACAUUCCAAACUGGCGUUCUGUCCAAAUGAGAUUUUAAUUGGGAAACAAAUUGUCAUGAAUUUUGUGCAUGUUUUUCGAUGUUGUGUUGUUGUUGUUGUUGUUUUAAUGCCUGUGAAAGAGACCCGCGGCCGCCUGUCGCUCCCAUAUCAGCUUGCCCACACUGGCACAGGCACUCAUGGCCAGAUCCUCUCCAAUGUUGAGGCACAAAGUUUGUGUGUGUGUGUGUGUGCGUGUGUGUGUGUUGGUUGGUGUGUGUGGACAUGCGUGCCUUUAUGUUUGUGUGUGUGUGUGUGUGGGUGUGUGUGUGUGUGUGUGUGUGUGUGUCUGUGACUAAUGAGGGCCAUCUGGAGUUGAAUACUGCUCUGGCAUCUGAGUGUGUGUGUGUGUGUAUGUGUGUGUGAUCUGUGGAACCAUCACACACACUCUUUCUCUCAGAUGUGGGGCCUGAGAUGUGUGUGUAUGUGUGUGUGUGUGUGAUAGAGAGAGUGAGAUGCUCUGAAGUCGGAGCGGCAGGAAGCACUAACGAUUUAAACUUAACAUGAAGGAAAUCAUGACCAGAUGAUGCUGCCGUGACCAUAGCAACGAAAUGAAUGAAUGAAGGAAUGAACGAACGAACGAACGAACGAAUGAAUGAAUGAAUGAGUGAAUGAACGAACCACAAAAAUGAAUUGAUUGGUGAUCAGUCGGUGCUGUCACUAUGUUGAUGCCUUUGGUGUUUGUUGGUGUGUGUUGUUUUGUUGUUUUGUUGUUUGGUCUCAUUUGUUUUGACUUUGCUCUGAGCGAAAAGCUGCCGUGCUACAACGCGUCCCGCAGGUGUGUCUGGCGCAGGGCAUUAUGGGAGGCCUGCCAUUGGUCGCCUUGCUCAGAGCUCAAGGUGACCUUGAAGGUGACACUCGCAUCAUAUCCUGUCACAUGUCUCCCCUGCCUGGCAACCACUGAGGCCCCAGGCGUCAGCACGACCCACAAUGCACCUGUGCUGAGCCUUUUCUGGCACCAAAUCCUCGGAUGGGGAGAACCUGUUCAGUCAUGUUCCUUUCAUGCUAUAUAUAUUAACAUACAUAUAUAUCUAUAUAUCUAUAUAUUUGUAUCUAUUGUUUUGAAUGUGUCUGUGUUGCGUGUGGUUCUCUAUGAUUCAGUAUAUUGUAUAUAUGCAGAUGAUAUGAAAUCCUAUGUUGCUUCUGUUGAUUUUGAUGGAUAUUAUUUUUGAUGUUUUAUGUUUUUAAAAGCUUUUUUGCACACCUACCUCUCCCCCCUCUCCCCUUGUUGGAAGCUUCAGUUGACCUUUGGGAGCAGAAACACAGGACAGAAAGAGACGGAGGGAGUGUGUGUGUGUGUGUGUAUGUGUGUGUGUGAGGGAUUAUUGGUGUUCUGUUGAACCCGUGUACACAAACAACCUCACAGCUCCUAUUCCAAGUGCUUUAGCAUACACACCAGACUCCUGUAUUGUGUAUGCUCAGAUGGCGCUAUCUCUGAUGCAAAUCUGUUAGAUAUUAGCUUAGCUUAGCUUAGCUUAGAGCACACUGCGAACAAGCUCAGCACAAGGUGAGAGGGCAGUAGUAUACGGUAUGUGGUCCAGGUUUGAUGUCUCGAGGGUGUGUAGAUCAGUGUGUUAACGGUUAAUCACCAUUUGGUUGUGCUCGCUACUGAAGAGCUAGCCUAGCUAACUAACAGCCAGCUCCCUCCACAGCUAACUGUGAGCUCGCUAACCGCCUGCGCAAGUCUGUGGGGCUGUGGGUGAGGAUAGAGUAAGAGGGCUCAGCUGAAGUUUGACCUUUCAACUUUGACCUCUGACCCUUCUCUGCUUCCUGUGUCCUGUUGCAGCUGCAUGGUUGGUGUCCAUGACCCCUAACCCCUAACAUUCCAGCGGUGAAUUCAUCUCGUGCGUAAUUGUUUGAUGGCUUGUUUGUUUCUUUGUUUGUGUAUUUUGUGAUCAUGGCUUACGCUCCAUCAUUUCUUUUUGCGUACGUGUCAUAUGAUUGUUUCAUUUUGUUGAUUUUUCAGCUCUGUUGUUGUUUUUGUUUUUUUUAAAGAUUGCCGGUGUUGGAAUGAGUUUCGUUCUCUCAGCUGUGAACUUGAAAAGGCUGUGACGUGUACCUGACGUAUCGUGUACCGAGUGUGUAUGCAGUGGCUGUGUAAAUAGGGGUGUGUGUGUGUGUGUGUGUGUGUGUGUGUGUGAGACUGUGCCUAGUGUAGUGUGCUCUGUGAGUUCUUUUGUUUGUUGUUUAUGUGAUGCUCAUGGUGUUUGCAGGCUCUCUCCACACUCUUUCUCUCUUCUCCCACCUCCUCUCUUUGCCAUCCCUCUCUCUUCUCUCCCUCUUUUGGGGAUGGACAGAUGAGAGGGUGCUCUUAACACCAAAAAAACAAUCUUUACAAUCAGAGAAGGAGGCAUAUAUUUAAUAUAUGUGUGUAUGUAUAGAUAUUUAAUGAAGCACAAAGAAUGGCCAGGCACAAGUACACUCGCACACAGUGUGUAAGGCCCAGGAGCGUUACACAUUGGUCCAUCCACACAAAACAGGAAGCGUAGAUUAGGGCGUGUUAGGCUCACGACUCCACAACUGUAUGAAGUUUAGGAUAUCUACUUAUUAAAGGACACUUUGGAUCAAAGAAUGUAACUUUGAGACUUAAAAAAUGCUAUCACCUUGUGUACUAGAUGUGAGCGAUCCUUAUCGUGUAGUUUAGUAGUUGUUAGGCAAAGACCUGAUCAACAGGCAAGUCUGUGUCGCAGAUACACUGACUAAGGAGUUGAACCAGCUUAACGUAUAUGCAAUAAGACAACAGACUAUUCCUAAACACACUACUGCACACACACACACACGCACUCACACACUCCACCUGAUUCCUCCAAGAGGAACCGUGCAAUCCCGCACUUUACUCACUAGAACCAGACACACACACACACACACACACACACAGGCCCUUAAAAAAAAGACAAGCCUUCUAAAAGAGGGAGGAGGGUGUGGACUCACACGGAUGCACAUAGUCACAAAUGUUUAUGUGUGUGCGUGUGUACGUGUGUGUGUGUGUGUGUGUGUGUGUGUGUGUGUGUCAAAUGAAACUGAAGUACUACAAGUGUCUGUAACUGUUUACCAUGCUGCGAGUGGGCAUGCACACGCAGGGGUGUUGCAUUCCAUGCCACUCAGAUUGUUGUUCAAUAAAAAUCAAAUGACUGAUCCAGCC
Sardina pilchardus (European sardine) is the source of this 5386-nucleotide messenger RNA. RefSeq names its product solute carrier family 25 member 22a (gene slc25a22a). Gene Ontology annotation, biological process: L-glutamate transmembrane transport; aspartate transmembrane transport; malate-aspartate shuttle. Lineage: Eukaryota; Metazoa; Chordata; Actinopteri; Clupeiformes; Clupeidae. The transcript has 11 exons. The record is from RefSeq and is a predicted model, not a curated record. The coding region runs from base 330 to 1271 and encodes 313 amino acids. Gene Ontology annotation, molecular function: L-aspartate transmembrane transporter activity; L-glutamate transmembrane transporter activity.